AUGCGGGGCACCGAGGUGCUCCUCGGUUACUUUCUGGUUAAAGUUCUGGUGUGCGACGCGGAGGGCGAGCCGGGACAGACCCUCGACGGCUUCAUGUUAGUAUCCGGGUUUAACGACUCAAAGGACGGGGAGAGCGGCGUGACCGAGAGCCCGCACACGGAGGACAGGUGCCGCGGGUACUACGAUGUGAUGGGACAGUGGGACCCCCCGUUCGUGUGCAGGACGGGCAGCUACCUGUACUGCUGCGGGACCUGUGGCUUCAGGUUCUGCUGCGCGUUUAAAAGCUCCCGGCUGGACCAGACCACCUGCAAAAACUACGACACCCCGCCGUGGAUGAUGACAGGCAGACCCCCGCCCAAGAAAGUUGAUGUGGCGCUGGACACCGCCAAGGAUAAAACGAACCUCAUUGUGUAUAUCAUAUGCGGGGUGGUGGCUAUAAUGGCACUUGUGGGGAUUUUCACCAAGCUUGGUUUGGAAAAGACGCACCGUAUGCAGAGAGACAACAUGUCAAGGGCUCUUGCCCAGGUGAUCCGCCACCCUGCCAGUGAACACACCGAUGACAUUGGGAUGCACGGGCAGCACUACGAGAACUUACAAGCCAGGACAUCGGUUAACAGUCUCCACGGCACCCAGAUGAACAAUGUGGGCCCAGGAUCGACUUUGAUAACACAGCCGUACCCUGCCCUGGGACAGAUCAUAAGCCCCUAUGAUCAGCAGCAGCCUGGCAAGGAUGUCAACAAGUAUGCCUCGCUCAAGGCUGUGGCGGAGAAGGCUAAUGAGAACUUCUACACCAACCGGCGACACAUGGUAGAGAUGACAACCAAGGGCAGCCUUCCCAUGGAGCCGGUGGAUAUGGAGCCAGAGCCGAGUAAUCCUUACAGCCCACCCAGACAGCCCUCUGCUAAGCAGAACGGACACAAGUACAAAAGCAGUAAAAGCCACAGCUUGCAGUCUUUGGCCUAUGGCUCCAGCUCCAACACCAUUGUCAGCCCAGGGGUGCUGAAAGUAUGGGAGAGCAAGGACACGUUGGGGCGGCGACAGACCUGCGGCCCAAAGAAACACUGCACCAUAGAGAAGGAGCUGCACAGUCCACGCUACAUGCCUCCACACCCAUAUUUUGUCACCAACAGCAAGACAGAAGUGACUGUAUGAAAGCUUGUCUCGCUGCCGGGCUUAAUGGAGAGCGCAGAGUGGAACGAGAGAGAGAGAACAAAGUGUGUUGGUGAAAGCCUGCAUAAUGGGGCUA
Messenger RNA from Myripristis murdjan (pinecone soldierfish), 1246 nucleotides. RefSeq names its product shisa family member 9b (gene shisa9b). The coding region runs from base 1 to 1152 and encodes 383 amino acids. Lineage: Eukaryota; Metazoa; Chordata; Actinopteri; Holocentriformes; Holocentridae. Gene Ontology annotation, cellular component: postsynaptic density; postsynaptic membrane; AMPA glutamate receptor complex. Gene Ontology annotation, biological process: regulation of short-term neuronal synaptic plasticity; regulation of AMPA receptor activity. The record is from RefSeq and is a predicted model, not a curated record. The transcript has 4 exons.